CUCCGCCUGCGGUUCACGACUUAUAAAUCUAUCGCUGGAAUUGCUUCCUUGUCAAAUAAAGAAGAUGUUUAGAAGGUGUUUUCUGUUUGUUACAUUAUUUGUUGUUUCUCCAUUUCUGCAAGAUGCUGCCUGUUUCUUUUUACGAAAAUUGAACGGCUACAAUAGACUGAAACCUCACUGUGUCAACGAUACAGGUGUAAUACAUUCAGAAGACAAUUGGGGGAAUUCGUCAUUUUUGGAACUCGCUCAAGACAGUUGUCUGGAUCCAUCAGCUCAGUUUCGGUUCCGAGAUAAUGGCGCCAUGUUGAAUAUAGAAAGACAAGGCUGUCUUGCUGGUGGUACUUUGUCUGGUUCUUGUUAUGAUCUUGAUUUGUUAUAUCUAGACACAGCUGCAUGUGCUGAGAAGCGAGGUAUCCAUCGUGCUAUAAACCAGACACCCAAGGGAACAUUGUCUAUUUUGUAUAAACGUGGGGAAAAUAGUACAUUUGAAGCCUUGUGUGCAACGUAUAAAAAAAACUACCAGCUUAAGAAAGAUUAUGGAAUACAUCACUACCUGGGACUGAUUUCAGAAUGUGACCAUAGGAGACAAAGAUUUGUUUUCGGUACAGUGACGUGCUAUGGUGAUAUGGUGAAGAAUGCCAACUGUCCUAAAAAUCAAUACAUGGUGGUCAAGAUUGCCUCGUUCCGUGGAUUACUCGCAACAAAGCCUUGUGGUUUCAGUUUAACUGAUUAUAGUUGUGAACUUGAUGUUACAUGUCUUGUAAAGAAGCAAUGCGAUGGUCUUCAUGAAUGUAGAAUCCGUGUGAAUGACACCUUGUUCUCGGCAGACAGAUGUCCUGGAUUGAAAACAUACCUUUACUUUGAAUAUCAAUGCGUGGAUACUGUGAAAACGUACAGAGCACCUUGCGUUCACGAUUUGUCUCUGUCAUAUUCGUCCUUGAGAACCGAAGGUGUCACACAAAUAACCACUGAUAGUGGGGUAAUGAAUAUUUGUCGGCAAAGUUUAAGAAACGACCAGGCAAGGAAUAUUGUGUGUCGUCAGCUUGGGUACAGCAAUGCUCGCUCAAUACUGAAUGUGUCCAUUCCAAUGAAUCCCAAAGAUGUUGUUUUCUCUGGAAGUAUAACAUGUACUGGUGAUGAGAAAUACUUAUCGCAGUGUUCAAUUAUUGAUGGCACACAAAGUUGCUCCGAACUAUCUUACAUCGAAUGUUAUUAUCGUUUUUAUGGCACUCUCCAUAAAGUGAUUUUGGUCGAAAAACAAAAGUUUCCCGAUUCUUCAUUUUCCGCUACAGCUUCUAUGAAAGGUCACACUGCUUCGGAUGCAAGGAUAUCUAGUGGUGGUUCUUGGUGUGCUCCUGUAUCGGGCGGCAGACAUUAUCUUCAAGUGGACUUAAGAACACUUUAUCGAAUCUAUUAUUUUGUAACAUAUGGUGACCGAACCAGUCCCAAGUGGAUCAUUACAUAUAAAUUGAAUUACACAACGGAUUUAGUAAAGUGGAAAAUGAUCUCCAGGAUAUUUCAAGGAAACAAGAAUGCUUACGGUCAUUCAGCUUGGCAGCAUCUUGUACGUCUGCAUGUUGUAACAAGAGCUUUACGAUUUAUUCCAAUAAUGUAUGCAGGUCAACCAUGCGUCAGAAUUGACUUCAUUGGCUAUGCUGUGUUGCCAGGCACACCUAGAAACCUCACACUAACUGACAUCACGUCCAGAUCUGCUGAUGUGUCCUGGUUGGAAUCCGAACAUCCAGCCCAUACCUUAAGAAUACGAUAUCUUAUUAAAGUGAUAACGGAUAACUCUGUCAUUCUGAACGUUACCACAGACAGAAAUGUCUAUCGUUACAAAAUUGACCAUCUUACACCGUACACAGUAUAUGAAAUAUCUAUAUCCGCUCGAAAUUAUUAUGGUUUUGGAGUUGCUGCUAGUACGUCAUUCUUAACAUCUGAAGAAGACGCGAAUGAAGAUGAGAUCAAUGAUGUUUCAAAAACGUAUCUAAUUGGAAUGAUAAUUGCCAUAACCCUCCUGAUUGCUUCUUUUGUCAUCAUCUUUUGUUUGGUUCGUCAAAUUCGGCGGCUCAAAUCAUUAAAUCCUAACAUGCAGAUAGUGAACAUGAACAUUAGAAGGAAAAAUUCGUCAAAUAUCUAUGACAUACCCGAGGAAGGUAAUGUCUGUGAGGAGAAGAACAAGGAAAAUGGAGAAGGGAAUUACACAGAACUCCAAAGGAGAGAUCAUGAAGGUCAUUUUUACAUGAAGUACAACGCAACUGGAUAAAUAUGCAUGACCCUUCAAUGCAAAAAAAUUAAAAGUUUUCCCUAAUGUAAACAAGAAAAUACAAUUUGCUCCCUGAAAGAUUAGAAUGGUGUUUCUGUAGCGAUAUUGUUACUUUAGCAGUGUAGCUACAUGUGAAAGGCAUUAUAAAUCUUAAUAUUUCAAAAAAUCUUAAUUAUAAUGUAACUAUUUUUACAUAAUAUGCAGUGCUUUA
Molecule: messenger RNA, 2477 nt
Organism: Dendronephthya gigantea
Lineage: Eukaryota; Metazoa; Cnidaria; Anthozoa; Malacalcyonacea; Nephtheidae
Exons: 8
Coding region: 65-2266 (733 amino acids)
Cellular component (GO): membrane
Molecular function (GO): carbohydrate binding; protein binding
Source: RefSeq, a predicted model, not a curated record